CCCACGGACUCGCUGCUUCUGCCGAGACUGAGCGUGAGGACGGAGUUAGGUUUCUUGCCAUUCCAACGCCAACUUCUCUUUCUCCCAGAUCUGCGCUUUCUGGGAUCUGUGUUUUGCUUUCUCUUUCUUCUAGAGCAGAGUGAUCUUGUCUACAAUAGUUCACAAUUAUUUUCUUUCUUCUCUCGUCUUCUUACGUCUUUUUUAUGCGAGGGACUUUUCCCCCCCGCUCGGAAUUUAGCUGCGAUCUAAUUCCGCAUUUCUCUCAGACCGAACAAGCAAAAGAACAAGCCAAUUCUUAACAACUAGGGCUUGAAUAUACUUGCUCGUCCUUGGACGAUACUAUAAUACUCGAAAAUUAUAAAGCUUUCGUCUGAUUUACAAAUAUGGCUGGUCAAUCGAAACCCGCGCUCUCCCCUUGGGGCAGUGCGGUUGCAGGCGCAACUGGCGCCGUACUCGCUAAUGCCAUUGUAUAUCCUCUUGAUUUGGUCAAGACGAAACUUCAAGUCCAAGUGAAAUCAGCCGCCGAUUCGAAAGACGGUCAAGCGAAUGAAGAGCAAUAUAAGUCGACGUUGGAUGCCAUCAAUAAGAUUAUGGAGCGAGAGGGAAUUGAGGGUCUAUAUUCCGGAAUCGCAGGAUCUUUACUUGGCGUUGCCUCUACCAACUUCGCCUAUUUCUACUGGUACAGCGUCGUGAGAACCCUCUACAUGGCAUCGAACAAAGUACCUAAACCCCCCGGCACCGCCAUCGAGCUUUCGCUUGGAGCUGUUGCGGGUGCUGUCGCUCAGAUCUUCACGAUCCCCGUCGCGGUCAUCACGACGAGACAACAGACUCAGCCCAAGGAGGACAAGAAGGGCUUGAUCGAAACGGGUAAAGAGGUUGUCAACAGCGAGGACGGCUGGUCUGGUCUGUGGAGAGGCCUUAAGGCUAGUCUUAUCCUGGUCGUCAACCCGGCCAUUACCUACGGCGCCUACCAGCGCCUGAAGGACGUCCUUUUUGCCGGAAAGAACAACCUGAAGCCCUGGGAGGCUUUCCUUCUCGGGGCUCUUUCUAAGGCUCUGGCUACCAUUGUCACGCAGCCGCUGAUUGUUGCCAAGGUCGGCCUGCAGUCGCGGCCACCUCCUGGUCGUGAGGGAAAGCCUUUCAAGACCUUUGGCGAGGUUAUGCGCUUUAUCAUUAAGAACGAAGGACCCCUGUCCCUGUUCAAGGGUAUCGGACCCCAGAUCCUGAAGGGACUCUUGGUGCAAGGUCUACUAAUGAUGACCAAGGAAAGGAUGGAACUCACAUUCGUUCUUCUCUUCGCUUACCUGCGGAAAAUCAAGCAGGAGAAACUCCAGAAGGCCGUCGAUAGCGCUGCAUCCAAGGCCAAGACCAGUCUCCCCGCGACCCUGAAAUAGGCGCUUUAACCUUCUUCUACCCUUUGCUCAACGACUGACUGCCCUUUCUUAUAUUGUUUUCUUUUGGACUUUGGGAUGCAUCUCUUUGGUUACUAUCUGGUUGUGAUUUACGGCGUGUGGGUUUGUAGAUUUAUGGUUUCUUGACACUCUAGAGUCAGCACUUUCCUGUAAAUUCCCGGCAAUUAUCGAGUAUAGGACUUGCCGUAAUUCUGAAGAAUAACAUCUAGAUAGACAUAUGAUACAACUCAUCGUACAUACACAGUAGUGAUUUGUUAUGGGCGCGCAGCCAACUAAAUGCGUGUAUUGUGCCAGAAAAAUCACUUUCGCAACGACAGAAUUCAGGUUUUUGUGUUGGACUACAAUUGAUCGCCAGCACUAUUGCAAAAAUAUACAUCCAUGUCCUUUUGUAAG
Molecule: messenger RNA, 1805 nt
Organism: Aspergillus melleus
Lineage: Eukaryota; Fungi; Ascomycota; Eurotiomycetes; Eurotiales; Aspergillaceae
Gene: ANT1
Product: putative peroxisomal carrier protein
Exons: 4
Coding region: 384-1394 (336 amino acids)
Biological process (GO): transmembrane transport
Source: RefSeq, a predicted model, not a curated record